AGUUGUAUCGCAACGUCGCUUAAUAAGCAAGGGUGGCUAAAGGAUCUACACAUGAAGGAGAGGAUAAGAAGACCGACUGAAUCUCCUGGAAACCAUCGUAUUCUUAUGGCUUCCAUCGCUGGCAAUUCCUCUUCCGUUCCUCCUAAAAACUCCCCGAGCAUGAUUCCAUGAACAUAGCAGUCCCCAACCAGAGUGUAGUAGGCUCCCUUCGAGCGCAACACGAACGGGACUCGUGCCCCUCGCAAAAUGCAAAUCACAUCACCGGGCCUCGCAGCGGCGGGGACAAGAGCCGCAUAUGACUUAUUAGUAGCCGCAAACCGCCUCCCUACGGUCGCUUUGGCCAUGUUCUGGAUGGCGGUGAAAUCCUGCCGAUGCAUUGUCUUUGCAAGCCAUACCGACGAUUGCCGAUCUGUCGUCGCAAUACCUCGAGAUCAACUUCAUAUAGAAACAUCUUCGGACCCGGCUCCUCCAUCCAGUUCGCAAGGCUGCUCGUGUCUCGAAAUUGGUCGACUUCGAGUAGAGUCGCGAGUGCUGAGUCCAUCCGUUCGCCCGUGGGGUAUUGCGUGAGACGUUCCUUGAAGGUGGAUAAUUCGGCCACGACG
This is a messenger RNA of Eremomyces bilateralis CBS 781.70, 602 nucleotides long. RefSeq lists its product as uncharacterized. The transcript has a single exon. NCBI's taxonomy places the organism in Eukaryota, Fungi, Ascomycota, Dothideomycetes, Eremomycetales, Eremomycetaceae. The record is from RefSeq and is a predicted model, not a curated record. Bases 247 to 567 code for a protein of 106 amino acids.